Colletotrichum abscissum is the source of this 729-nucleotide messenger RNA. RefSeq lists its product as uncharacterized. The coding region runs from base 1 to 729 and encodes 242 amino acids. NCBI's taxonomy places the organism in Eukaryota, Fungi, Ascomycota, Sordariomycetes, Glomerellales, Glomerellaceae. The transcript has a single exon. The record is from RefSeq and is a predicted model, not a curated record.
AUGGCUCUCAUCAACCCCGUAUACGCCAUCAUUGUCCCCUUCCUCUUUCUCUUCACCAUCCCGCUAGCGAUAUUUGCCGGGGUUACGACAACACUCGCCUUCACUGUGCUCAUAUUCCGAGUCAUUCUCGUCUACUUUGAUCUCGCGAUAUCUCUGCUCCCGUCGUACAUUACCGGUCGUCCUAGGUAUCUUUCUUAUGCCUCCAAGGCACCGGGGUCCGGUAGUCCGUCACCGUCGCUAACGCCCACACGGCGUUCCGCCUCGCGUCGCGCAAGACGACCGUCUUCUGCCUCCGCCGUCUCCGUCGGCACAAUAACACCCAUCUCGGAAUCAGGAGGCAUCGGCUUAUUCCCAUCUGUCGGUAUCGAUCGGGAUUAUGAGGGUCUAGGUGGCUGGCGCCUAGGAAACGGAAAUGACGAUGAGUUGUGGAUGACCAUCAAUUCACGUCUCGAGUUGCCCGAUCGCCAGUAUCAACGACAUCACCACAGAAGCCCCAGCGGUGGACCUACCACUCCAGGUGGCGGCGAUGGCUACCUCAUGAUGAAGGGAGGUCGCAACCGGAGCCCAGAAAGCAACCGAGGCGGGUAUACUGCUAUUGUGUCGCCCAACAGCUCAAGAGCACGGACACCGACCAACACGCACAUUGCCUUUACAGCACUUGAUGGUGUUGAUGGCGACUACUUUCCAUCAUUAUCCACCAAGUCGGUAAGGAAGGUUGCCGUGGCGUGA